Molecule: messenger RNA, 495 nt
Organism: Trichoderma aggressivum f. europaeum
Lineage: Eukaryota; Fungi; Ascomycota; Sordariomycetes; Hypocreales; Hypocreaceae
Exons: 2
Coding region: 1-495 (164 amino acids)
Cellular component (GO): cytoplasm
Molecular function (GO): protein phosphatase inhibitor activity
Source: RefSeq, a predicted model, not a curated record
AUGAACCCUCACCAGAAGAACAAGGUCGACAUCAAUUCGCUCUCACCGGAUGAGCAGCGUCUCUUCCGCCUCUACGGCAAGCUGCCCUCCCGAUCCGACCACUUCGCCAAGCACCUCAAGGACCGCAAAUACUUCGACUCGGGCGACUAUGCCAUGUCCAAGGCCGGCAAGGGCGACGGCGUGGACGCUGGCGCCGUAGGCUCGCAGCACCCCGUCCCCGAGAACAUCCCCCACCUGACGUCUCCCACCAACGGCGGCCCCAACGCCCCCGGACACACUCACCGCGGUUCGAUCCCAGGCAUCCAGGCUGGCAGCCCCGUCAAGGAGGGCAGCUUCUUGAACAGAGAGACGUCGGCCGAGGGCCAGGUAACGCUCAGCGGCGACGAGAAGAAGGACCAGGAUCAGCCAGCCGAGGGCGUCGAGGCCAAGCCUGUCGUCGCCGGACUUACCUCAGCGCCCAUUGCUGCUGGAGAGGCCAUGCCCCUUCGACAAUAA